Messenger RNA from Delphinapterus leucas (beluga whale), 1222 nucleotides. RefSeq names its product AHR interacting HSP90 co-chaperone (gene AIP). NCBI's taxonomy places the organism in Eukaryota, Metazoa, Chordata, Mammalia, Artiodactyla, Monodontidae. Gene Ontology annotation, molecular function: protein binding; peptidyl-prolyl cis-trans isomerase activity. The record is from RefSeq and is a predicted model, not a curated record.
UAUGGCGUCUGCCCUUAGCCAAAAUGGCGCCAGCUCGGAAGUUGCCGAAGUUGACGAAGCAGGUCCGGAAGCUGCCGAGGGAGUCCGGAAGUUGCCGAAAGAGAGCAGCGGGGAAGGAGGAUGGCGGAUAUCAUCGCAAGACUCCGGGAGGACGGGAUCCAAAAGCGUGUGAUAGAGGAGGGCCGAGGAGAGCUCCCUGACUUUCAGGAUGGAACUAAGGCCACGUUCCACUACCGGACUCUGCGCGGUGACGCGGAGGGCACCGUGCUGGACGACAGCCGGGUGUGCGGCAAGCCCAUGGAGCUCAUCAUUGGCAAGAAGUUCAAGCUGCCCGUGUGGGAGACCAUUGUGCGCACCAUGCGGGAGGGCGAGACCUCUCAGUUCUGCUGCGACGUCAAGCACGUGGUCCUGUAUCCGCUGGUGGCCAAGAGUCUACGCAACAUUGCAGCUGGCAAAGACCCCCUGGAGGGCCAGCGGCACUGCUGCGGCAUCGCCCAGAUGCACGAGCACAAUUCCCUGGGCCACGCCGAUCUGGACGCCCUGCAGCAGAACCCCCAGCCUCUCAUCUUCGACAUCGAGAUGCUUAAGGUGGAGAACCCUGGCACGUACCAGCAGGACCCAUGGGCGAUGACGGAUGAGGAGAAGGCAAAGGCAGUGCCGGUCAUACACCAGGAGGGCAACCGGUUGUACCACGAGGGCCGUGUGAAGGAGGCUGCCGCCAAGUACUACGACGCCAUCGCCUGCCUCAAGAACCUUCAGAUGAAGGAACAGCCUGGGUCCCCUGACUGGAUCCAGCUGGAUCUGCAGAUCACACCACUGCUGCUCAACUACUGUCAGUGCAAGCUGGCGGCCCAGGAGUAUUACGAGGUGCUGGACCACUGCUCCUCCAUCCUCAACAAGUAUGAUGACAACGUCAAGGCCUACUUCAAGCGGGGCAAGGCGCACGCGGCAGUGUGGAAUGCCCAGGAGGCCCAGGCUGACUUUGCCAAGGUGCUGGAGCUGGACCCCGCCCUGGCGCCCAUCGUGAGCCGUGAGCUGCGGGCCCUCGAGGCAAGAAUCCGGCAGAAGGACGAGGAAGACAGGGCCCGCUUCCGGGGCAUCUUCUCCCACUGAUGGGGCCCUGCUGGCCCAGCCACCCUGCCCAGCUCACUGCUGCUGCUAGCAGCCCCCCCGCCCCCGCCGUAUCAUGCUUCUCUGUAUAUAAAGGCCUUAUUUAUCUCUC